Messenger RNA from Aspergillus wentii DTO 134E9, 405 nucleotides. RefSeq lists its product as uncharacterized. The record is from RefSeq and is a predicted model, not a curated record. The coding region runs from base 1 to 405 and encodes 134 amino acids. NCBI's taxonomy places the organism in Eukaryota, Fungi, Ascomycota, Eurotiomycetes, Eurotiales, Aspergillaceae. The transcript is spliced from 3 exons.
AUGGUGAUCUGGAAUUCCGAUGCCGAUGCCAAGCUCUUCCUUGGUGUCCUCAACCAGCUCAAAGAUGCCAAAUUGAACAUCGACUACGCCAAACUUGCUGAAUUCAUGGGCCCAGACUGUCUCGUCGGCGCCGUCAAGAACCGCAUCGUACGCCUUAGGAAGCAGGCCGAAGAGUCCUCUUCCCCCGGCGCUGCCAGUGAAGGUGAUGGUUCUCCUGCUCCUGUGCUUGCUGGUACACCUUUGAAGCGCAAACCCGGUUGUCCCGCUGGUGCUUCGUCGAAGAAGCAGAAGAAUGUCGACACCGAGGAGGAUGUUGACUCGAAUGAUGUAGCUGGGUUUGUGAAGAAGGAAGAGGGCAAGGAUACCAAGGCUGGAAUCAAGGAGGAGUGUGAAGAUGAGAUCUAG